This is a messenger RNA of Eruca vesicaria subsp. sativa (arugula), 1101 nucleotides long. NCBI's taxonomy places the organism in Eukaryota, Viridiplantae, Streptophyta, Magnoliopsida, Brassicales, Brassicaceae. The record is from the annotation of a GenBank genome assembly.
AUGGCUUCCAAAAGUAAGAACGAGCAAUCCUCGCAACCACCAUCUCUGAUUACGUCACUUCCCGACGACGUCAUGGUUGACAUCUUAGCGCGUGUACCAAGACAAGACUAUCCAGCUCUCUCCCUCGCUUCCAAGCAGUUCUGGUCACUUAUUAAGUCACAUGAGAUAUACUCAAGAAGAUCUCUGUUGAGGUGCACCGAGACCUGUCUAUAUACUAUACUCAGUAGCCGUAAGGCCCCUAAUGACCGUUUGUAUAUUCUUCGCCAGAACGCCGACGGCAACCGCCACUUGGUCCAUAUCUCUUCGCUUUUGGAUUUGCCUAAAGGUGAAAGCUUUGUUACGGUGGGUUCAGUGAUAUAUGGGUUUGGUGGGAGGGAUGAUAAUGAAACCCUAACUUCAUUGAGGGCGUUCAGGAUCGACUGCAGAUCGCACACGGUGCAACCACUCCCCAACAUGCCUGUAGCCAUGACUGAUACAUGUGCUGACUUUCUUGACGGGAAAGUGUACGUAGUUGGAUACUGCAGUAUGAAGUCAGAGUUGAUGAUGGUUGUGUUUAAUACAAAAACACAAAUGUGGGAGCCUCGGGUGAUAAUACCAGACACUACACCAGAUGAGAAGUGGCAUUAUGGUUAUAUGGCGGUGAUGGCUAAUAAGAUUUACAUGAGAAGGCAUGAUCGUGGUAAAAGCUCUGUUUACGAGCCAAAGGAAAAUAAAUGGGAAAAGGAUGACGUACUUAGUUCUAAGAAGUGGUAUGUUGGUGGUGCGUGCGUCCUUGAUGACGUAUUGUACUACUACCAAAGAUAUAUGAAGUGUUUAUACAGGUAUGAUCCAAAGGAGAGUCGCUGGGAAGAGUUUACAUGUUUGCGUUACUCGCUUUUGGCCGAGCAGAUGAGACGCCCAUGUUGGACAGAGACUGUGCGUUAUGGUCGAAAUCUGGCUUUGUAUUUUCGUACAAAAAAGGAUCCACAGAAGAUUUGGUGUGCAGUGAUUUCGUUUAAAAGAAGUUAUGUAAAUGAUAUGCGGUAUACAGUUGAGUGGUGUGAUCAGGUUUUGACUGGUGGGAAAUUUACCUAUGUGAAAUGUCUAAGUGUUAUGAUUUAA